CGGGUCAGCGACCGGGUCAGUUCUCUGGAUGUUUCCAGUGGAGCGAUGGAAGCGACUUUCUGCAGCAGACAGAGGCCCUGUGGUGGAGCCGCCCUCCACCUGCACCAGGAGGCCCAACAGAGCCGUAAGAGAAGGAGAGGAGGUUCUCAGGAGAACAGAGACCCAACAGAGGUUCUGCAGAAGAACAGGAGAACCCAGAACCUGAUGGGGGACCAGAGACGGCUUUCACAGACCAGAACUAGAACCACACGCUGGGCUGCACGUGGGUUCAGGUCCAGAGGAGAGAUCCAGUCCUGCAGACCAGAAGUCAGAAUGGCUUUGAUCCAGAAGACCAGAAUCCAGAACCUGGUCCAGUUCAGAGGGUCUAACCUGGACCACACAGACCAGACUGACCUGGGACCCACUGAGACCAUGCUGGACCAGAGGGAACCGAUCCAGGACAGACGGACCAGAACCACCUUUAAGGUCCGAUCCAGGUCCAGGUCCAGGUCCAGGUCCAGGUCCAGGUCCAGCCCACAGAUGCCUGAAGGACUCCUCACACAUCAGUCCACAGAGAACAGAAUCAGAACCAGCAGGUCCGAGAUGGUCCUGGAUCCCGAGUCCUGCAGAGGGGACGUCAGGUCCCUGAGAACCAGAACCAAGAGGAGGACAAAGAUCCACCCGUCUGCCUUCAGGGGCAGGGGUCAACUACGGCUGUCAAUCACUGCAGAGGCGGGACAGCUCACCAUUCACAUCCAAGAGGCCAAAGGGCUGAUGGGAAAAUCCUGUAGGUCAUGUGACUCGUACGUGAAGGUGGGCGUGGCCUCCGAGCGACAUCACAGUGUCGUGAUGAGAACAGAGACGGUUCCAAACAGCAAGAACCCUGAGUACAGACGAUGCUUCACACUGUGUAUCCAGGACGAGCUCCUCCUCAGCAGGCUGUUGGUCUCAGUCUUCAGGAGAUCAGCUGACAGGUGCAGUCAGCUGAUCGGCUGUAUGAGCUUUGGGAUUGGUUCUCUUGUCUCAUCCUCUCAGCUGCUCACUGGUUGGUUCUACCUGCUGGGGGAGGAAUAUGGGCGGAGCAAGCACCUGAGAGUGACAUCACAGCAGAGCGCACCAGUGAGGAGCCCUGGGGAGAAGGUGGUGCUAAAAGCCGACCUCAGGAGGACUCCGGACUCAGCUCCAGAACCUGAUCUGAACCGCACCAACAACACCACAGAACCCAAAGACCCGAUCAACCACAGUCUGAUCAACGUCAACUACAGCAGCUAUGGGUCCACGUUGUUCGCCAACGACAACCAGAACCAUGGCAACCGAGACACCCGACUGACGAUUCUCCUGAGGUCUAGACUGGCAUUGGACUUGGACCUGGUUCUGGCUCUGAAGGAUAGAUCUGGUCUUCUGGACCUGGUCCUGGUCCUGUUCUGCAGGAGGAUCCGAUGGACAGGUGGAUCGGCAGGAUUUGAUCUGACAUGCACACCAUCCACCGCCUGUGUCGAGUCUGCAUCGGACAGAACCUGCCUCAGGUUGGACACUCGGUGUAUUGAUCGGGUCGAUCAGCUGCUGCAGGUUCAGGAUUUACUCUCAGAAAAGGUGAGCCUCGUCCGAGGAAAAGAUGGUUUCGGAUUCACCAUCUGCUCCGACUGUCCGGUCCGAGUCCAGGCUGUGGAUCCAGGAGGUCCAGCUCAUCAGUCCGGACUCCGUCAGGGUGACUCGGUUCUGCAGCUCAAUGGACUUCCCGUAGAAACCUGGAAGUGUGUCGACCUCGCGCACGCCAUCAGGAGCUGUCCGUCUCAGAUCGUCCUGGUGGUGUGGAGAGGUUUACCUGAGCUCAGGUCAUGUGACACUUUGCUCCGCCCACCAUCACACAACACGAUGACAGGCAGGAAGUUGCUGUCUCACCCCUCCCACAGCAAACAUGGCCAACGACGGGGUCAGGGGUCAGGGGUCCGGUCCAGUCUGGGGGCUCUGGGUUCUCUAUGGAGGGACCGGAAGGAGGACCGCGAGGAAGAGGAGGAUAAGGAUGAAGACCAGGAGGCCACUGAGUUCUCACGUCACACCACCACACUAAAGGGCACCCGAGUGACAUCAUCAAAUGGAGACAAUUACAUCAUCCUUUCACCUGUCAAUCCAGGAGGGCAGCUCCUGCAGCCAGUUUUCCAUGACAGGAACGGAACGAUCGGUCGUCUGUACCAGACUCACCCCAGCAGAGGUCAGGACCUCCUCCAUGACCCUCGACCUGGGUCGUCACGGCGACCGUUUACCAGCCACACUUCCACCCUGCCCCCCCCUCCCACCUCCUCCUCCUCAUCAUCAUCGGCUCCACCCAGUAACUACGGCAACUACCAGAACUGCACUAUCGUCCAAUCACAUCUGCCCUGCUCUGGAUACGGAACCUACGUCACCCUGGCACCCAAAACCCUCAUCUUCCCCAUCUUUGUUCAGCCUCUGGAUCUCUGCAGCCCAGAAAGAACCCUGCUGAUGUCAGAAGAAAUGGUUCUACACCAGGCAGACCUGCUGCCCGCCAAGGUGACAGUAUUGAUCUACAGUGACCUCCUGCUGCUGACCAGAGAGGAUGAAGCUGGACGCUGUAACGUCCUACAGAGUCCAGUGUACCUGAACACACUGCAGCUCAGAGACGUGCCGUCGGAGCCGCUGCACAUCUACCUGCUGCAGAACUCUCAGAGCUGCUGCCGAGUUCUGUUCAGUCUGGAGGCCUUCAGCGUCGAGCAGAAGGUCCGAGUCACCCUCUGUCUCCAUGACAACAUGCAGCUGGUGGCCACGGAGACCGGACACAGCCGCCAGGUACGGCAGCGAUGCGUUGCACUGUUCUUCCACAGAUUGCUGCCAACAGAACUGGAUAAGAACCAAAGGCUCAAGUCCAACAACCAGAACCGUCCUCCACCUGGUUCUGAUCCUUCACCUGUCACGAUGGGGGAUCGCGAAACCCAGGAGGGGAGGAAGAGGAGGCGAGAGGAGGAGGAAGAGCGGCAGCAGGGGGAGGGGGAGAGCGCAUCGGAGACGUCAGAGCAUGUGGGAGGAGUCUGGGGGCGUGGCCUUCCACUCAGCCCCACCCGUUUCAACAUGGAGGAGGAGAGUGAUGACGACAAUGAGAACGAGGAGGAGGAGCUCCGCUGCAGAGCUGCAGUCCUGCGACGUUCAUUCUCCGAGGGUUCCCUGCUGCAGGAACCUCGCUCGCCCCGGUUCUUGUCUGACAGCACUAUACACCGCCUCACCCGCCCUGUGACCUUUGACCUCGACUCAGGCCCCACCCCCCAGCUGCCCUCCCCCCACACCCUGAGGAAUCAGCUGACCCGAGAGGGCGGGUCCCUGCACCACAUGAUGCUGCUGCUCAACGGAACCAAGGCUACAGACUCCAGGAACCGUCAGCUGAGGAAGAAGACCAAGAUACUGGCAGCUGAUGUUCGGAGCCGCCUGGCGUUUCUAAGGAGACGGAAAAACAGUACUGGUUACCACGGUAACAGUUUGGAGAAAGCUCUUAGAAACAACAGACCGUCUGCUGGUGAGGUGCUGAGCUGGGCAGAGAGCCUGGAGGCCCUGCUGACCAAUCAGUAUGGUCUGGCAGUGUUCCGUCAUUUCCUGAGGUCGGAGUUCAGUGAGGAGAACCUGGACUUCUGGUUGGCUGUUGAAAAGUAUAAGAAGACAUGCCCCUUCAGCAAGAUGGCCGCCAGAGCAGCAAAAAUCUAUGAUGAGUUUAUUUCUACAAGUGCAUCAAGACAGGUCAACGUGGACUCGUCCGUCAGAGAAUCGACGACUCAGAGCCUGCAUCUGGGCAUUAGCCACGCCUCCUUCCAGCUAGCCCAGGAUCAGAUCUUUGGCCUGAUGGAAACAGAUAGCUACCCACGAUUCCUUAAGUCCCGCCUCUACGCCCAGUUGGCCAAUGACAGCACUCACACAGCCAGCUGGAGUGUAGCUGUCAGCCAGUCCUGAGGGAGGAGGAGCAGGGGGAGGGCCAGGCUGUUGGAGCCUCUGAUUGGCCUAAAAUUGUAGCCAGCUGCAGUAUAGGAAAUGUAGGAUCAGUGGCUUUGGACUGAAAGCUCCUUAAUCAGUUUCUCACAGAAAAUAUCAGUUUGUGUUUUUAAGAAGUGACUUUAUUAUAUUUUAACAAUCAGUUUAAUUACACUGAGUCACGUUCGUUAAAAACUAAAUCUGUUUCUAAAGAGUCGUAUUUAACGUCUUCCUGUGAAGUAAACAGAAUGUCAGGUCACCACCAGACCUGUUCUGUUACACAACCUAACGUUUGCUAUGAAGUAGGUUUUAACCACGAAGCUGUAAACGUGUUUUCUGUUGGAACAAUAAACGGAGUAGAAGCAGCU
This is a messenger RNA of Stegastes partitus (bicolor damselfish), 4316 nucleotides long. RefSeq names its product regulator of G-protein signaling 3-like. The transcript has 29 exons. The coding region runs from base 46 to 3930 and encodes 1294 amino acids. Lineage: Eukaryota; Metazoa; Chordata; Actinopteri; Pomacentridae. Gene Ontology annotation, molecular function: protein binding. The record is from RefSeq and is a predicted model, not a curated record. Gene Ontology annotation, cellular component: nucleus; plasma membrane.